AAGAUGGUUGUGUCAGAGGGCGCCAUCAACAACAUCAUGGGCGGGAUGGAGAACACCGCUGCGAGACUCCACUCCCACAGGCACAAGCUCAAGCAAAGAUUCGACAUCAUCAGAAAAUUGGGCCAAGGAACGUACGGAAAGGUCCAGCUGGCGGUCAACAAGGAGACCGGACAGGAGGUUGCCAUCAAGACCAUCAAGAAGGCCAAAAUCGAAACCGAGCAGGACCUCAUCCGCAUCAGGAGGGAGAUCCAAAUUAUGUCAUCCGUUCAGCAUCCGCAAAUCAUCCAUAUAUACGAAGUCUUUGAGAACCGAGAGAAGAUGGUGUUGGUGAUGGAGUACGCGGCCGGAGGAGAACUCUACGACUACCUGAGCGAAAGGAAGGUUCUCUCGGAAGAGGAGGCUCGCCGGGUGUUCCGGCACGUUGCGUCGGCUACCUACUAUUGCCAUAAGCACAAAAUUUGUCACAGAGAUCUAAAGCUAGAAAACAUCUUAUUGGACUUGGAAGGAAAUGCAAAAAUUGCCGACUUUGGUCUUUCAAAUGUAUUUGACGAUAAACAUCGGCUAGAUACCUUCUGUGGAUCUCCCCUCUACGCAUCUCCGGAAAUCGUUAAAGGUGUUCCUUACACCGGUCCAGAAGUCGAUUGCUGGUCUCUUGGGGUACUGCUUUAUACAUUGGUUUAUGGUGCCAUGCCAUUUGAUGGCUCCAAUUUCAAGCGUUUAGUAAAGCAGAUCACACAAGGGGACUACUACGAGCCCAAAAAGCCUUCCAGUGCUUCAGAUUUGAUUCGUCAAAUGCUUACGGUCUCGGCUUCCAAAAGAGCCACCAUAGAAGACAUAUGCAGUCACUGGUGGGUCAACGAGGGUUACUUAGAAUCAUGUUUAGAUGUUGCAGAGGCCUUAGCCAACCAGACGCCCGUACGCCUCGAUCUACUGCUGUCACUUGCUCCGAAACACAUCAACUCUGAGCACAUGCUCAUUCAGCCAGAGGAAGAUGAGAGCAUGAGAUCGCCACCUACCUCAGAGGCGACGCGCCCUCCUCCUCAACUUCACUUGCCGCCACCUCCUCCGGAAGCCUUGCCCGUCAUUCCUACACGCUCAGUUUCUCUUGGUGCUAUUUCGUCUGUUAAUCAUAAUGAAAUUGACGCGUUACUAACAAAGAAACUGAAAGAGAAAAAGAAAGAAGAGGAUAAAAAGAGAAAAGCUGACCAGUCUGGGGUUAUAGAAAAGAAAAAGAAAAGGGAAUCGACCGUUGAAGGCACACCAAAAGUUAGUCGUAAAGAACGUAAAUCUGAAAGUACCUCACAAGAAGGGGAUGUGUCUAGUAGCAGACGGCCACCAGCAGGGCCUGAGGUUGAGUCGGCAGAGAGAAAGAAGAGUAGCACUGGUACCAAAAAGAAAGAUCAAUUAGCUGAUGGUGAUUCCUUGGAAUGCAAGAAAAGCGUCAAAAAGUCUGAACCUGCGGCGGAUGGUGAUAUUAGUGAUGUAAGUGAAAAGUCAGAGAGAAAGAAAAGCGUAAAGAAGCGAGAAUCAUCCAUAGGUAAGGACAGCAGUGAGAACGAUAAAGUAGAAAGAAAGAAAAGUGUGAAAAAGAGAGACUCGUCAUUGACUAGGCCAACUGAUGACAAAGAAAGAAGAAAAAGUACGACAAAAAAGAAGGAAACUGUGAAAGAUGAUAGUAGUGUUAGUGCAAAUAGUAAAUCUGUUACUGAAACUGUGAUAAAUGGGGAAGAGUCAAGUGAGUUAGAGAUGGGUAAGCCUAAGGUUACUGCUCCCCUUAGUACAUCAGAGGACCAAUUACCAGGUCUAAGUUUGAAGCCUCCACUUCCUAAGGACCAAGUUUUAGGCCGAUCUUCAUCUAGUGAUGCAAAAACGCGCAAAAGUAAUAGUGGUAAGAAUGAUAUGGGUAGUUUACCUCAGAAUGAACAGUCAGAACCUAUGGAAACUGAACAACUCCCUCCUCUUUCUUCAUCUUCGCCUGCUGGUAGUCCAGCAAAACUUUCAUCAAGCACCAAAUCAAUGGAAUCCUCAGCGUCAAACGAUGCCACUCUUAAGGCUUCAGAUUCUUCAUUGUCAAGAGAAUCUGUUAGCCCAAUGAAGCUUGGAACUAGCCCAGUUUCUCAGACACAAAGUGUUAAGUCCAAAUCUCCAUCACCUAGUCAGGUGAAAAAGGUAAAGUCUAAGUCAUUAGUGAAAACCUCCUCCAAAACUAAAGUAGAAGAUAAGUCUGUAGAAGUGCCUGUCAUGAAUGGAGAAGCUAUUAGUCCAGUUUCUCCUUCUUUUGCUAAAGUAGAUGAAACAGAGAAGAUUUUGCAAGAGACAGCAGACAAAAUUAAACAAGCUGAGGGUUUAAACAUUCCCGUGGUGAAGAUGGAUGAUACUCAGGGUAAAGAUGCAGCUAGUGAAGAAAGUUUGAAGAAGGAAGGGGAAACGGCUGGUGAUCAGAGGCGGAAGGAAGCAGAUUCCACGCCAGAUUCCAGUAAAGAUGCCAGUCAAUCCUCGUCUCUGUUAUCAACGCCAGCCCGUAGUCGGGCUGGUUCCGAGUCUUCCAACGAGGCACGGCCCGCUCGCACGGAUUCCACGAAACGUCAGUCCAAGAUUUUCAAAGCUGCUGCCAUGUGGGAAAAUCAGAGUUCACAGCAACCUCCAACUGGAGGGGAUAAGGCCAAGAAACCUGUAAGACCAGGAGGAAAUGCUAUGUCAGAUCUUACCAAGAAAUUUGAAGACAAACCCACGGCAGAUCGAAAAUCCAAAUUGGUUCCUUCAUUAAAGGUAUCUGAUGCCAAAAGAGCCUUUGAGGCAAAAUCAGCAGACAAGCCAUCUGUUAUCUACAGGAAGAAGUCACUAUCAGAUUCUCUUCCUCCAUCUCCCACAACCAAAGAAAGCCCACAGUUGCCAACAACACAGUCUGGACCAACCAUACUUCAGGAUGUGUUGAGAGAAUCCACUCCCGUUACUACCACAUCCCCCACAAAAGAACGUUCUCCCUCCAAAGACAAAUCUCCUGCUAAAGAUUCUGUCAGAGAGAAGUCCCCCAAGAAGGUCAAGGAGUCUGGUAGCACACAGGUAACUAAAUCUAAGUCACCUAAAAUGUCUGUGUCAGAAAUCAAACCUCAAAAGAAUGAAGGCACAGUUAUAACUCCUUCGCCUAAGAAGGCAGAAGGUAAACCUGAUGACGCUAAGAAAACACCCGUAACUGAAAAGCGUCCUGCUGGAGUAGAUGAGAAGUUAGUGAUGCCAAAGACGCCAACUCGCACUCUAGAGGUCAGUCCUCGAGAGACGGUAACAAGUUCCGAGGAAGAGGAAGCAGUAGUUGUAGGUGGACUUAACUUGAAGCUUGGAGGUGUAGGAAAAAUAUCUGAAGUGGGUACUAAACAGGAAGUAUGUAAAGCAGAGUCUUCUGACUCUUCUGAUUCAGAGUCUGAAGCAGAAAAGAUGCUCAAGAUUUUGUCAGAAAAGAGAGAGAAGGUCGAGGCAGCAAGGAGAGAAAAAUUACGUAAAGUUUCAGAAAUAAAGGACAGAGAGGCAAAGAAAGACAUGCCAGCAAUCAGAGAGGAACCUCAGUCGAAAUCACCCUCCAAAUCUCCACCAACAUCACCUGAGAAGGUAGAAAAGCCAGCAGCAGCAGCAGCUGCUGCAGCAGUGGGGGCGGCAGCGGAGAGUUCACCUGAACACAAGUUUGCCACGCUACCUCGAGGAUUCAAGACUAAACCUGCUCCAGGCACUGUUCCACCACCACCCUUAGGCCCCCCACCAAUGCCAGAUAAAGUCAAGAAGAACAACAUCAAUCAAGAAAUUGAGGGAAUGAUGUCAGCCAUAAAAGCCGUUGAUCGGGCCAUCACGAAGGAAGAGCAAGAGAUUAAAAUAUUACGCGAUUCACUGGCUCGUAAUCUGCCUGAAAAUAGAAAGGAAGAUAAAAGUAAACCUCAAGAUAGCGUUGCCACUCCACGUCCUGAGCGCCGUCCCGUAGUCAAAGAAGUACAAGCCAUCCCACCUGAACAGGUUCUUGCACCCUCCAUUAGAGACAGGCCUGUGACCACUAGCACCUCAGAAAGUAGAGCACGCCAGGGUCCAGCUGAUUCUCAGAGCAGCCAAGAGGCAGAACGCAAGAAAUCACAGGUUGAAAUCGUCCUAAAUAAUAAGAAACCCAUCGGGCAAGAACCAGACGCAGCCAACAGACGUUCUUCAUAUGCCGAAAUUCAGCUGACCUCUCCUACUGCCAAAGAAGCACUUAGACCUCAAGAGUUCAAAUCAGAAGUCCAGCAUAGUGUAGAACCACCUAGAAGCUUAGGGGAAGCGCAGCUUCAGAGGGCAAAGAGGGAACGAAUCAUUCCUAUCAUGUUGGAAGAUGAGGAGGAUGACGACGAUCGCACCACCAGCGAAGGUCUCUCUCGCUCUGACAGGCCCAAUACCACCAUUACCACCUCGUCAUCCCUGGGAUCUCGUGUCCUACCACAACCUUCUCAGACUCUGCACAGCCGAGCCUCUGAACCAAGAUCUCCUAUAUACAGAGCUACACCUGAAACAAUAAUGAAAUCUCGUCGGGAGCGAAUAAUUCCAAUAGCAGUGGAAGGAGAAGGAAUAGUAACGCCACCACCACAUGUCGAAGAAGCAGCCGAGCUUGGGGCAGCAAGGGCACACCAGGCAUUUACACGCACUCUAGCAAGCCGACCUAGUCCUCUCAAUGCUGGGAUGAUGGACGGUGAUGGGGAGUGUGGACCAUUAUCCCCCACGGGGUCACUGACAGGGGGGGCUCCAUUAGCCCGCAGAGUUCACACAGACCUAGGGCCCACUCCUUUGUGGCAAAGGCGGCUCUCUCACACUAACAGCCGGGGACGAGGAUUUCAUUUGGACCAUAGUGAGAGUUUCAGUUCAGCAGGUGAAGAAGAGGAGGAAGAUGAAGAUGACGGCUUCCAAAUACUCACGGCCGAGUCCUUAUUUUCCACGUUGCUCAAUCGUGUCCGCUCGCUGACACGUAAAAUGAAUGCAGACGAAAUGAGGAGUGACCGAAGUAGAGUACCAUCCCACCACCAAACACCAGAACCAAAUACUACCCCAAGUAGUGCUGGUAUUGGUGCAGGUCAUUCGUCAUCCUCGGGAUUUUGGUCUUCGCUGUAUAAUUCACCACGGGAUUCACCUGCCAGAAGAAUAUCUGAAACAAUGUCCCGCAGUAGCCUAGGCAGAGACGAUGAAACAUUAGGAGGCCUCGGCUCACCUCUUUGGACGCGUAGUGUAUCGCGUGACACCUCUGAUGCUGACACAUUAUUUUCAGAAGCUUCUACUCCAUUUAGUACAUUGCCGAGAGGAUGGCGAUCCCGAUGGUCAGGAGCGGAAGAUGGAGGUGAAUCAGACAAUUCAGAGGCUUCGGGUCGUUCCCUUGGGCGUCGUCCCCAGUACUCUCGCGUUCCAUCUCGUGAGCUUCACAACAUCCCUGACGAGGAUAUUGUCCCAGUCAGUGGUUAUGGCUACCCAGGAGGUGGGAUGUCUCUGCCCCGUCCUUAUCCUGGAAGCAGCAGUGGUUCUAUGCCACAAAGGGGCGCUUAUGACUCUCAAGAUCGCAUUGCAUCAAUGUACGGCACCAUACGGCAUCCUCAUCGACGACCACAUUCGACUGUGGUGCCGCCACCGCAGGGGGAAGGUAUUGGGAGGGAUGGUGGGCUAUGUGAGCAGCAAAUUCAAAGACCAGUGGUUUCAGAAACCUCUGCUCACUCUGGUGUGACAUCUCCACAACAGCGCAUGUCACAACUUUCCCCUAGCGGUCAGAUGAUGCAUUCUCCGGAUGAAACAGCAGCUCUCAAGCAGAGCGUGCAAGAACAGCUCCAACAAUUAGUGAGGGAGUUAGAAGCUGGUGAAAACCCUUCGCCUGAGGUUCCUUUGAUUCCACACCAACAGCCAGUAAGUCCUCAGUAUGAGAACUUCCCUAUACCUGGAGUUAGUAGGGUAAUACCUGUCACUCAAGUCCAAACAUCUUUAUCGGUCUCUUCACCUGGUCCUACACCAAAUUUUACAAUGCCAAAGUGUUUUCCACCACCACAAAAGUCUAAUUUAGGGCCUCCGCCUGUUCAGAGCAGUUUGUCAGUAGAACCAGGUAAUGCAAAGGGUAUCCAUUAUGAUGGCCAGAGCUCAACGAGCAGCAAUCAAAGCACGCAAGAUUUCCCUGUAAUAAGCAACCAAAGCAUGACAGCACCAACCUCCAUUCCAGUUUGUUACUCAACUACAAGUAGUUCUGUCAGUCCUACAUUAGUCCCACAGAAUAACGUUGCCUUUGGCGACGGUAUUAACCAAGGAACAUUCAUGCGUCAUACAGGAAGCGACCAAGUCGGGUACAACGCAAUCCUGGACAUCAGCAGAGAAGAUGCAGGGAGUCCCCUGGGCAGUGAUGGCAUUCCAGAGAGUGGUGUUCGCAGAGCUACCGCAAUCAACGAAGACUGGCUACGAUCGGGCGGCCCUGUGGUCCGAAGCGCCGAGACGACUGCUUUAGAAGCCUACAGACGUUCGAGAGGAAAAGAACAGCAGAGAGGAAGAUCUGAGGAGGCAUGUCACACAACCGAUUCCCUUGCAAGAAUGGAAGAAGCAAAUUUUGGUGAAAUUUCUAGUCCUCCACCUAUAUACUCCAAUGUGACUCAAGAUAUUUGUCAGGUCACACCUUCAGCGCUCGGUGCUCCAGGAGGGAUCAGCAGUGCUCUUCCACUGCCGCAGCAAAUGGUAGUCUCAAAGUCUGACUCCACAAGUGUCAGUGAAACAAACAGGAAUGAAAUGAUUGCAAAUACAAUACCUCAUGCAAAUGCCAGAGGUGGUUGUACAAAUAACGACCAAAACAAUAAUGGCGGUCUCAUGAUCAGCAGAUCCACGAGUGGCAUUCCUCUUAAAAGUAACAGUCGUAGUAAUAUCACUAGCAGAGGUAGUUUUAGUGGUCUUAGUACUAGUAUUUCAAAUCUCAAGGUCACCAGUGAAGCACCACAGACAAAAUCCUACAGACGAAGUAAAUCUAAGGAACUCACCCCUGCCAUUGAAGCAGCUAGUGAAAAAUUCAGUCAACUCAACUCUAGCACUUUGAAGCGUAUAUCGCCAUUCGAGGCUUACAGAAGAACUAAAUCUAAAGAGUUACCUAUAGAUGCUGCCAGUAAAGAAGCUGUUAAUGCUAGAUUGAAAUCUCCUCCUCCAGGCCCUGAAAGAGCAAAGUCACCCUUUGAAAGAGCCCGUUCAUCCAUUGAAAGGCAGUUUGAACGGGCAAAGUCCCCAAUCGCUGAGAGAGCAGCUAACAGAAAGAGUGAAUCUUUAGCCAGUUCAAUACAUAUGCCACCCACACCUAUUCUUGGUCGUGCCACCAGUAUGGGAAGAGAAAAAUCUGAUACUGAGGCUGACCAUGACAAAGAUAUGGACAAUGCUAAACUGGCUGAAAAGAAGGAUAAGGAAAAAAGCCAAGUUAAAAAGACAUCAUCCUGCGAUCCCGACAAGCCCAAGUCCAUGUAUAAAUUACUAGCAUCACGCUUCAACAGAUCUGGUUCAAAUGUGCCUGAAGGUAGUAACCGGCAGCCAACGGAUAAACGGCCGGAAGACGAUGAUGUUAGUGAAAAAGAAGAAAAAUUCAAACUCAAAAGGCCUUCUAGAUUCAUGAAGCACAAAGCAGAAAAGAGCUCCUCUAAAUCAAGUUUAUGUGAAGGGGAAAGCAGCCAAGACAGCUCAGAAAGGAUAGAAAGGAAACCUUCCAAAAAGCUCACCGACGCUCUGAAUAAAUUUCUUGGUCGAAAAGAUUCCAAAGAGGAGCAGAAACUUGCCGCUAAUUCUUCACCUCAACUUACAGACUCCUCACUUUUGGGAGAUGACCAACCUAGAAAGCCUCCCCGAGUGAAGUCAAAGAAAUUUUCAAAGAGUCAAGAGAAUCUGUGCAGAGUUGAAGAAGGAGGUGAAGUUGUUCUUGGAAUGCCUCAGACAGAAAGAGCACAGAGUGUUGUGCCACAGAUGAAAUCACCUAAUCUACUACAGCCAGAUUUUACUCUGGAGUCUGUUACUAAAAGUAUAUGUGACCACUUAUCACAACUAGAAAAUGACAUUUCUUCACGGAUAGGAAACAUGAAUAUGCAGAACUCAGAUACUACCCUUGUCUCGAGCAAUGGCACACAAUCUCUUCCUACCACAUCAUCUGUCUCAUCACUAAACAGCUACGGUUUAUCACCAGGCUUGGCAAGUCGUCGCAAUGCAAGACCAACAAACUUGGAUAUAGCUGCGGCAAAAAUUGAUAAUGGUUCACACAGUACCUCAUCAAUACCAAGAGAAAGUGCAGUGAUAUCUCCUAGUGAUUUAAAUAUAGACAGUGAAGAAGUGAAGUUUGCUAAAAUAAAAGGCCUUGGACCUCCUGGAAAUGGGCAUCACUUGGACGAUGGUAAUCAAACACCAACAGAAUCAGGAGAAUCUACAACUUCAUAUGGAGAUGAAAUGAGAGGGCAAAGUGAAAAUGAUGAUGAAAGUGUUAUGGACAGAAUAACUAGGAAGAGCUAUUACACAAGAUUCCAAGAAAUGAAGAAGAAACCAAAAUUGAGAAGGGCUAACACCAAAGAAGAUAUGGACAUGCAAUUAGCUGCAGCAAAAGCUCGUCUGAUGAAAGAGGAAACCCAAAAGACUGUGAGAGAUUCCCUUAGUCCUCUACGUUUUGGUGGAACCUCUCCAGCUACCUCCCCUAGGGCUUCUGUUACCUCACCCCCUUCCUGGGACCCUAUACGAAAACACUCCAGAAAAUCCCUACCUCCAGAGGAUCUGACAAGUACUUACUUGAUGGGUGCCAGGAGAGGUGCCUCUCUGCAGCCUGAUGAUCCACGUCAUAAAAGACGCCACACUUCUGUACAGCCAGACGACAGAAUUGCAGGACGUCUGCCAUCCCUCCCCCCCGAAGAUAGGGCAUACAACCAAAGGGCUCCAUCUCUUGGCCGAGAUCCUAUGACUUCUCACAGAACUUAUUCCAAAUCCAUUCCAUCAAAUAACUCCAUGAGUCUACCAACCAGUCCACUUACGACAUAUGAAUCUUCUAAUGAGGACAGAGUUCAAGAUGCAGUUGCAGCAGCAAUGGCUGCCGGAGCUAUGGCAGGAGAAGCUGCAGCAUUAGCCGGUGAUGCCAUCGACGGAGUGAGAGAGGAGCGACGAAGCGCUUCAAGAGAGCCAUCAAUCAGCCGUUUAAGAAGUCCAGAACCAGUGAAGCUUCAAACCUCUUCACAAGAGGAAACUCGAAACAUGGCAAGAGAAGAACUCUCGCGUCGACUGACUCACCUCACUCGAAUAUCUGGAACGAGCGGGUUGAGUGCUGCAGCGAGAGGAGGAAAGAUUGGUUCUCCUGAGAAGAGUGUCAUAAAACCAUAUCGCCGCACAAACACAGCUGGGCAGCUCGGUGACCCCACACCAGGCCUGGUUGCACCCGGUGCUGGAAUGAUGGAAAGACCUGUGUAUCGCAGAACAAAUACCAUGGACAUACCGCCGGCUGAUGCUCGCGCCCGCCCAGGGAGUGAGUACAGACGCUUACUGCAGGAUCCAUCUCGUCGUUACUCGGCUGCCAGCAUGGGGAGGUUUGGAGACACGGGAAGGCACAUUCUACACGAGACACUGGUGGAAGAAGAGGCACCAUCGACGUCGCCAACGAGAAUCUCAAGAAACCACCACACGCCGUCGACCAUCAACUCUUCGUCUACCCUGUCAACACCCUCUUAUCGCCUGGGGUAUUCGGGCAUGGAUUCCAUACCCAGAUAUACCCCCAGCAGCCUGGAACCUACCAGCCACUACUCGUCUCUCUCGCCCGUUUCUCGUAGAUUAUCUUUCUACCGUUACUGAGUUUAUUUAUUUAUUUUUGUCUUUUUUUUGUAACUGGAAAUUGUUUAUAAUGUAAAAAAUGUAUAAAUGGUUUGUUCUUACUUUUUUGGUGAAUUAAAAUUUUUUUGUAAUCUCGAGGGUUUAAAGGAAAUGCGAAGAAACGAAGAGGGAUCUUUGUUCUUUUGUGAUUUUGCCGCUGGUGAUUAUUUGUAAUAAUCGCGUCAUGUGUAGUAUUUCACGUUGCUGUAAUGGAGAUUUUUGUACUCGUAUGUAAUUUUCUGUCAUUGACUGUACAGAGGAGUGAAGAGUGAGGGAGUUCACGAAAUAAAUCUACUAGACUAUGACACAUGCCAAUAUAUACUUGACGUUUAUGAAUGUUAUUUUGGUUUAAAGAGAAGCUUUUUAUUAGAUACGUAAUUUUGUGAAAUGUUAACUCUUAAGUUUUAGUCUUUGGUAUCCAGACGGGGCGUCCUACGCAGGGAUUGUCUGUUGCCUGUUUGUUUGGGGUCUGUUCUCACAAUUCAGGCCAGAAUCACGCCGCUUAUUCUCUCUCCCUCAAACAAAUGAGCUCUUACCCUGAAAUAACAGAAAAACGCUGUUUUGGUUUCGUAUAUCCGAACUACCAUAUGCCUGCAAUUUUUUGCGUGGCAAUUAAACAUUUUGUAUUUAAUCAGAACAACAAAAUCGCGUAACAUUUCAGUUUUAUAACUAGAUGUUUUGCAGAGGCGUUGUUAAUAAUCGUUCGGUAUAAAUAUUUCAAGAGCUUGGAAAUUCGAAAUAGCUCACAAUUUCCUUCUGUCAGGAAAAGUGUUAUCAAGUUACCAAAACCAAUUAUAAAUUUGCAGGAAGCUAAAAGUCUCAUGUUAUGAACGUGGUCAGACUUUGUCUUGUUUCUUGACCAUAGUUUCCACAGUGAAAUCUCCAGAUAUUUCCUAAUAAUACGUGUACUACUAUGACUAUGAUGCAUCACUAUGCCGUGACUGGAGAUAAUGAGUCAAAAGCUAUACAACGGUUGAAAGCUCCCUGUCUUUUGUUUAACCUUUUUUGUAUUUUGGAAAAGCACAGUAUCAUAUACGUUACUGUGGCUGAAACCGGCCAGGAAACGGAUUUCAAUCAUGCGUAGUACUUUGACUUACCAACUACUAAUACUGUUGGCCAGCCACUACAAGCCAUAUCAAAUUAUAAGGCAUCAUCAAUCAUAAAAGUUUCUUGACCCAUUCUUUAACAGCGUUUGUGCAACGAGAAAUUCAGAUAAAUAAAAUAUAGCAGGAGCACUUCCAUGGAAAAAAAGAAAUCAACCUUACAAAUUUGCAUCUGAAAAAAAUAGCGUUUGGUAUAAGAAAACUUGAGGCAACCUUACUCCGCUAACGCGUAUAUCCACUUACACUUUUGUCUGUCGAACUUUCAUAUUGCAAACUCCUUGCUACUAGUAUUCAUUCAGCCUUCACUCGUUUGCUGUUCAUCCUUCUCACAGCUCCAUUGUCACCUUAUUCGAACAAGGAAGUCUCAACUGAGCUCAAAAGAGCCUAGCUGAGGUUCUCCCCCGACGGUAACUGACCUCAAAUGGCUUGUUCUGAGAUAAAUAUUACAAUAUAGGAUCCUCUGAGGGCUUAUAGAUCGGAACGGGGUUGGAAGUAGCGCUAAAUUAAAAGUACUAUAAAUGGCGACCUGACAUAAUUUUCCAAGUAACUUUCGGUACUUUCAAAACGCAACGAUAGACUAGAUCUGUAUUCUGAAUCUUUCUGCCGUGUUUUUAUUUUUAUUCUUUUCACAAAUUGUUGUAAUACCUUCAUUAUUAAAACGACUUACAACAAUGUUUGAAAAGCACACUAUACUUAAGACGUGAAAGCAUCGCUUUAGGUAUGGUAGUGAUCGUGGACAAAAACAUUUAUUCACAUUUCUUUGGGGACAUUUUAAAAUGAUCCCAAGACUCGCAUUAAAAAAUCUCAUUAGAGACAGUGUCCUUUUUUGAGGACAUGGCGUUCCUAAUGACUACGAGAUGUAGUUAAAAAGCCUUCGUUUAUUAUUAGAAGGGUUAUUAGAGCCUUCCCCAACUCGCCCCUCUGAGGAGACAACUCGAACAAGCCGAAGGUGGUUCCCGACACUUAUUUUUUUGGGAUUUCUUGCAGCUGCUCCGCGGGAACAGCCGGCAGGAGAAGACAAUCAACUGAGAUUCUAAAGUGACCCGAUACCCUUUUUCUAUAAUCAUCCAUUAUCUUCUACUCCUUCACAGAAUACUCAAAAAUUAACCUAUAACUUGAAUGUGAAACUAUGAUUUGCACAGGUGAUAUUUUUUUAAAUCUACGUUUUUAUAUACUCUUAAAGUCACGUGCAUCAAUUUUAAAAUAAACAAUGGCCAGUCGCUGAACUUCCGCGUUAAAAAAUUUAAUUAUCGUACACAUUCACCUCGCCGCGUUCCGAAGUCAUGCGAGAGUCUAUGUUAAUUUUUUGCAAUGUUGUUCUCUUCCUUUCAAAAUGACAGACAUUGACAUCGCCUCUGGUAUAAGAAAUCCUAUGAAUUGGGGUAUAAUGGAUGAAAUCCUUUUAAGUACUCGAUGUAAACGUGUGAAAUCGGUUAAUGUUUGUAGACUCGAGGGAGAGAGAGAGAGAGAGAUUAUUAAUUUUCUUACUAUAAAACCUAUAUUCCCCAUAGCUAUACUUACUGCAUAGCAGCGUCAAAUCUAAUAAUUCUGGUUUCCAAUUAAAUCAAGGACACAAAUCCAGAACAACAAAGACCAAACAGGUGACAGACAGCGCCAUUUUCAAAGUUGUUGUUGUAAAUAGAUAUUUUUUUUAUUUAUUCCUCGGGAGAUAGUAAUCAUGACGGUUGAAAACGAAUUAUUUUGACUUUUCACCAAAUCGUUUGAGGGACACUGCAGUUGACCGGCUCUUGGGGUCAACUUUAGCCUGUGAUUUGGUGCCAUUUUUUUAUAUAUAUUAACUAAAGAAUUUUUUGGAAGUAUUUCCUCUGUUAUUUAGAGGGAAAAUUGUUGUAGAUAUCUCAGCUUUUAAUUUUUUUUUUCUGGGGGCAAUACCAACCACCGUCCUUAACAAAUCACCCGCCUUUUUUUUUUAUUUCUAAGAGAGUAACUACAUUUCCCGCCUUUAUCAUAGAUGACUAAUGCAUUUCAGCCUUUUUUCUUUCUUUCCAGAAGAUUAAUCAAUUUCCGACCUUCAUCUCCUGGAAGAUUAUAAUAAUCUUUUCUUGAUGGAUUUUCCCCAACUGCCUUUUUUCUUCUUUUUUUGUAAUCUCUGUAAACGAAGUGAUUGUUUCAUAGUUUUUAUAGCCCAUGUACAUCCCUUAUAUUAUACUUAUCAUUAAUUGUAUUUGAAGGAUAAUAUAUUUCUGUGAUUUUAGAA
Molecule: messenger RNA, 13152 nt
Organism: Macrobrachium nipponense
Lineage: Eukaryota; Metazoa; Arthropoda; Malacostraca; Decapoda; Palaemonidae
Product: serine/arginine repetitive matrix protein 2-like
Biological process (GO): regulation of cytokinesis; protein phosphorylation; mitotic spindle organization
Cellular component (GO): spindle microtubule; spindle pole centrosome; chromosome passenger complex
Molecular function (GO): ATP binding; protein kinase activity
Source: RefSeq, a predicted model, not a curated record